AUGGAGCCAUUGGCAACGACCUUUUGUCCUCUGGAAUCCACAGAAUACAGCAGAAAUGAGUCCCUAAAUGAGACCACCUCGUCUUCAAAGUAUGACUACAGUUACAUGUCCAUCUGCCUGGUCAUUUGUCUGCUGGGACUGAUUGGGAAUGGACUUUUGAUAUGGUUCCUAAUCUUCUGUAUCAAGAGGAAGCCAUUCACCAUCUACAUCCUACAUCUCGCCAUUGCUGACUUCAUGGUCCUCCUCUGUUCAUCCAUCAUCCAACUGAUAAACAUCAUCCACAGCCAGGACAUCCCCCAACUGGCCUAUCCAAUUGUCUUCAUGAUCUCCGGCUACAACACGGGUCUGCACCUCCUCACAGCCAUCAGUGUGGAGCGAUGCCUCUCAGUGCUUUACCCAAUCUGGUACCAGUGCCGACGUCCAAAACACCAGUCGGCUGUGGCCUGUGCGCUGCUGUGGGCCCUCUCUGUUCUGGUGUCUGGUUUGGAAAACUUCUUCUGCAUUCUGAAAGAGAAGCCCCGAUUCCCUGAAUGCCGAUACGUGUACAUAUUUUCCUGUACCUUGACUUUCCUGGUCUUUGUUCCUCUCAUGGUCUUCUCCAACUUGGUCCUCUUCAUCCAAGUCUGCUGUAAUGUGAAGCCACGCCAGCCAGCCAAGCUCUAUGUGAUCAUCAUGGUCACGGUGAUCCUGUUUCUCGUCUUCGCCAUGCCCAUGAAGGUGUUGCUUAUCAUCGGCUACUACUCCAACUCGAGUGACCACACUGUGUGGGAAUCCCUUCCCUACCUGAACUUGCUGUCCAUUAUUAACUGCAGCGUCAACCCAAUUGUCUACUUUGUGGUAGGCAGCCUGAGGAGGAAGAAGAGCAGGAAGUCCCUAAGAGAAGCGCUGCAGAAAGUCUUUGAGGAGAAGGCAGUGGUGGGCUCUAGGGAGAAUGUCGCACAUUUCUCUCUGCCUUCAUAA
This is a messenger RNA of Psammomys obesus (fat sand rat), 960 nucleotides long. RefSeq names its product mas-related G-protein coupled receptor member H-like. The record is from RefSeq and is a predicted model, not a curated record. Bases 1 to 960 code for a protein of 319 amino acids. Gene Ontology annotation, biological process: G protein-coupled receptor signaling pathway. Gene Ontology annotation, cellular component: membrane. NCBI's taxonomy places the organism in Eukaryota, Metazoa, Chordata, Mammalia, Rodentia, Muridae. Gene Ontology annotation, molecular function: angiotensin receptor activity. The transcript has a single exon.